AUGUUAAGUGCUAGGAGAUCUAUUGGAGCAAACCGUACCCUUAAUGGUAUUAGAAGGUUAGCUACUCAAGCAAAAUUUUCAUCUCUUGAAGUUCCCCAAGAUUAUGUAUCAAGAACACCACCUUAUGCUAAAUUAAUAGAAAAGUUAAACUUGGUCAAAAAGAUCGUUGAUAAUAAGCCAUUAACAUUAGCGGAAAAGAUAUUAUAUUCUCAUUUGGUUGAUCCAGAAGAGAGUUUAGCGUCAUGCAAAGGCCAGUUAUCUAAUAUCAGAGGUCAAGAAUACUUAAAAUUGAAUCCUGAUAGAGUUGCAAUGCAAGAUGCGUCCGCCCAAAUGGCAUUAUUACAAUUCAUGACAUGCGGUAUGUCGAAAACUGCGGUUCCGGGUUCUAUUCAUUGUGAUCAUUUAAUUGUCGGGAAAGAUGGUGCUGAGGACGAUUUGACUAAAUCCAUCGCUACAAAUAAAGAGGUUUUUGAUUUCUUACAAAGUUGCGGUGAAAAAUAUGGUAUUCAAUUUUGGGGACCAGGUUCGGGUAUUAUUCAUCAAAUUGUUUUAGAAAACUUUUCUGUUCCCGGCUUAAUGAUGUUGGGAACUGAUUCACACACCCCAAAUGCUGGUGGUUUAGGUGCUAUCGCAAUUGGUGUUGGAGGUGCUGAUGCAGUUGAUGCUUUGACUGGUACUCCAUGGGAAUUAAAGGCACCAAAAGUAUUAGGUGUAAAAUUAAGUGGUCACUUAUCUGGCUGGUCAUCGCCAAAGGAUGUUAUCACCCAUUUGGCAGGUGUUUUAACUGUUCGUGGUGGUACUGGAUAUAUUGUGGAAUACUUUGGAGAUGGCGUUGAAAGUUUGUCUUGUACAGGUAUGGCCACCAUUUGUAACAUGGGAGCAGAAAUUGGUGCAACUACUUCGACUUUCCCUUAUCAGGAUGCCCACCGUCGUUAUUUGAUUCAAACAGAUAGAGAACCAAUUUCUAAAGCUGCUGACGUUGCUAAUAAAGAAUUCAACUUCUUGAGAGCAGAUGAAGGUGCUGAAUAUGAUAAAGUAGUUGAAAUUAACUUAUCUGAGUUAGAACCUCAUGUUAAUGGUCCAUUCACUCCAGAUUUAUCAACACCUAUAUCUGAAUUUGGUGAAACCGCGAAAAAGGAAAACUGGCCUUCCACGGUAAGUGCUGGGUUAAUUGGUUCUUGUACAAACUCUUCUUAUCAAGAUAUGUCUCGUGCUGUUUCUCUUAUUAAGCAAGCAGAAGACGCAGGCUUGAAGCCAAAGAUUCCAUUCUUUGUUACUCCUGGUUCAGAACAAAUUAGAGCUACUAUCGAAAGAGAUGGAUUAAUUGAUACUUUCGAGAAAAAUGGUGCGAUUGUGUUAGCUAAUGCAUGUGGUCCUUGUAUUGGUCAAUGGGACAGAACAGAUGUCUCAAAAACUUCUACUGAAUCUAACGCAAUCUUCACUUCUUUUAAUAGAAAUUUCAGAGCAAGAAAUGAUGGUAACAGAAAUACUAUGAACUUUUUAACUUCUCCCGACAUGGUUACUGCUAUGAUUUAUUCAGGAGAUAUGAGUUUUAAUCCAGUUACUGACUCCAUUAAAUUGCCAAAUGGGAAAUCUUUUAGGUUUCAACCUCCUAUUGGUGAGGAAUUACCAGGUAGUGGAUUUAUUAAGGGCCGUAAGGAAUUCUAUCCAGAAGCUGAUCCACAGCCAAAAGCUGAUGUUGAAGUUAACGUUUCACCAGAAUCUGAUAGGUUGCAACUCUUAGAUCCUUUCCAACCUUGGUCAGGUGAUGAGAUGUCUACUAAUGUUUUGCUUAGAGUUGAAGGUAAAUGUACCACUGAUCAUAUCUCUGCUGCUGGUGCUUGGUUGAAAUAUAAAGGUCACUUAGAAAAUAUCUCAUACAAUACUUUAAUUGGUGCAGUUAAUAAAGAUACAGGUGAAGUGAAUAAAGCCUAUGACUUAAAUGGUGAUCAAUAUAGCAUUCCUGAAUUAAUGAUGAAAUGGAAAGAUGAAGACCGUCCAUGGGUUGUUGUUGCCGAACAUAACUACGGUGAAGGUUCUGCAAGAGAACACGCUGCAUUAUCACCAAGGUUUUUGGGCGGUUCGAUCAUUUUAGUUAAAUCAUUUGCUAGAAUUCAUGAAACAAACUUGAAGAAACAAGGUAUGUUACCUUUAACUUUUGCUGAUGAAGCUGAUUAUGAUAAAAUUUCUCCAUGUGACUUAUUAACCACGGUUGAUUUAAAGGAUAUGAUUGCUAAGGAUGGUAAUAACGGAGGAGUUUUAAGAAUGAAGGUGACUAAAAAGGAUGGUACUGAAUUUGAAAUCUUGUGUAAGCAUACUAUGUCUAAAGAUCAAAUUGAAUUUUUCAAAGCGGGUUCUGCUAUUAAUCACAUCGGUAAUUUAAAAAGAGAACAAGAAGCAUCGAUCUAA
Molecule: messenger RNA, 2409 nt
Organism: Debaryomyces hansenii CBS767
Lineage: Eukaryota; Fungi; Ascomycota; Pichiomycetes; Serinales; Debaryomycetaceae
Gene: ACO2
Product: aconitate hydratase
Exons: 1
Coding region: 1-2409 (802 amino acids)
Biological process (GO): tricarboxylic acid cycle
Cellular component (GO): cytosol; mitochondrion
Molecular function (GO): 4 iron, 4 sulfur cluster binding; aconitate hydratase activity
Source: RefSeq, a predicted model, not a curated record